AUGAGUCUACCCCUAACUCUCUGUCUCUCCCAAACACACAUUCAGGCUCACUUUAUAACUUUAAAUUCAAGUUUUGAUUUAUAUCCUGAUAUGGUGAGAUUCAUUGAAGAGAAUAUUACUAAAAUGUUUAUUUCAAAGUCGGAGGUUUUAUGUUCCAGAGGGAACGAUGGAGAUACGUCGGCGGCUACGAAAGUUCUUCACGAUUUUCAGAUCAACGACGAAAACGUCGUCGGAGGAGGAUUAAUACGAUCAUGGGUUGAUUCCAUGAGAGCUUGUUCUCCUACUCAUCUCAACUCUUUCAACAACCAAUCUUGUUGGAUCGAAGAACAUCCGUCAGCUUUGAACAUGUUCGAAGAAAUAGUUCAUGAAUCUGAAGGAAAACAAAUCGUUAUGUUUCUUGAUUACGAUGGUACUCUCUCUCCUAUUGUUGAUGAUCCUGAUAGAGCUUUCAUGUCUAAGAAGAUGCGAAACACUGUGAAGAAACUUGCAAUGUGUUUUCCAACAGCCAUAGUUAGUGGGAGAUCCAGAGAGAAGGUUUAUGGUUUUGUGAAAUUAACUGAGUUGUACUAUGCUGGAAGUCAUGGCAUGGACAUCAAAGGACCAGAGAAAGGAUCUAAAUACCAGAAAAAAAAUCGAUCUCUUCUUUGUCAACCUGCGACGGAGUUUCUCCCGGUGAUCACUGAGGUUUAUAAAAAUCUAGUCGAGAAAACAAAAUCGAUUCCAGGAGCCAAAGUUGAGAACAACAAAUUUUGUGCCUGUGUUCACUUUCGAUGCGUAGACGAAAAUAAAUGGAGUUACUUGGCCCAUCUAGUUCGAUCAGUUUUGAAGAACUACCCCAAGCUCAUGCUUUCCCAAGGAAGAAAAGUGUUGGAGAUUCGUCCAGUCAUUGAAUGGGAUAAAGGCAAAGCACUCGAGUUCUUGUUAGAAUCACUCGGAUAUACUAAUUGUACCGAUGUUUUUCCUAUAUACAUUGGAGAUGAUCGUACCGACGAAGAUGCCUUUAAGAUUUUGAGAGAUAAAAGACAAGGUCUUGGGAUUCUUGUAUCCAAAUACGCAAAGGAGACUAAUGCUUCUUAUUCUUUGCAAGAGCCAGAUGAGGUUAUGGAUUUCUUAGAACGUUUGGUGGAAUGGAAACAGUUAACGUGUGGGGCAUGAAGAGUUUACAAGUACAAUAGAAUCAUAUUUUCUUUUGUUUUUUUUUUUUUUUUUUUUUAAUUAUAAUUGUUUGUUAUUUAUAAAGAUUCUAACGUAUCAGGGAACGAAACUGAUUAAGAAAGUAAAAUAAGACGACAAACAGAGGUUCUUGUUCUUUUUUUCAACUGGUUUUUGUGUCUAGUCCCUUCUUGCUACCAAUGCAAAUUGUGAAAUUGUAAAUAUAUUAUUUCA
Molecule: messenger RNA, 1386 nt
Organism: Eutrema salsugineum
Lineage: Eukaryota; Viridiplantae; Streptophyta; Magnoliopsida; Brassicales; Brassicaceae
Product: probable trehalose-phosphate phosphatase E
Exons: 12
Coding region: 1-1155 (384 amino acids)
Biological process (GO): trehalose biosynthetic process
Molecular function (GO): trehalose-phosphatase activity
Source: RefSeq, a predicted model, not a curated record